This is a messenger RNA of Castor canadensis (American beaver), 3698 nucleotides long. NCBI's taxonomy places the organism in Eukaryota, Metazoa, Chordata, Mammalia, Rodentia, Castoridae. The record is from RefSeq and is a predicted model, not a curated record.
AUGAACCUGUAUGGCUUCCACAGUGGCCAGCGUGUGGGUCCUGUAUCUGCCAUUGGGGUGACAGGAACCAACAGUAUCUUUCCUAUGCUGGUGGCCGUCCAGGACCCCCAGGUGACUCUGGAGCUUGGGCAGUGUCAUGGCUUCUCUUUCUUCCCAAGACCUAAGGACAUCUGCUGGGGCCCCUGCCUCACCCUCUCUGUCUUCAUUCUCGCUGCAGAGGAAGAGACUCCCAGCCCCACAGAAACCCAGCACAGAGCCCCAGAGACCUCCAAACGAGCACUCCUGGAGCGAGAAUGACCUGACAGGAUCCUCCCAACAGGACUCUUGAGCCUCUCUGAGCUGCCACCCAGGGCCACUUUGACUCCAUUCACUGUCCAGUACAAGGACAGGGAUGGGCGGCCCCAGGUGGUGCCUGUUGGAGGUGAGGAGCGGGAGGCCACUGUGGGGAACCUGGAACCCGGACGCAAGUACAAGAUGCACCUGUAUGGGAUCCACCAGGGACAGCGAGUGGGCCCUGUGUCCACCAUGGGAAUUACUGCCUUCCUGCCCACAGAGCCCCCUGUGGAACCCCGUCUGGGGGAGCUGGCUGUGGCAGAGGUGACCUCCAACACUGUGCACCUGUUGUGGACCAUGGCCCAGGGCCUCUUUGACUCCUUCCUGGUCCAGUACAAGGAUGCACAGGGGCAGUCCAAGGCAGUGCCUGUGAGCAGAAACCUGCACGAGGUCACCAUUUUGGGGCUGGAUCCAGCCCGAAAGUAUAAGUUCCUGCUCUUUGGGCUCCAGAAUGGGAAGCGCCAUGGUCCAGUCUCCAUUGAAGCAAAAACCAUUCCAGAAACAAAGCCCUCUCCACGCCUGGGGGAGCUGACAGUGACAGGCAUGACCCGGGACUCCGUGGGUCUCUCAUGGACGGUACCUGAGGGUGAAUUUGACUCCUUCAUGGUUCAGUACAAGGACAGGGAUGGGCAGCCCCAGAUAGUGCCAGUGGCAGCAGACCAGCGUGAGGUCACCGUCUCCAGUCUGGAACCAAAUAGGAAAUAUAAGUUCCUGCUCUACGGCCUGACAGGCAGGAAGCGGCUGGGCCCCAUCUCUGUGGAUGGCACCACAGCUCCCCUGGAGAAGACACCACAGCCCUCACCCCGCUUAGGGGAACUGGCCGUGACUGGCGUGACCUCAGAUUCCCUGCAACUCUCAUGGACAGUGGCCCAGGGCCUCUUUGACUCCUUUCUGGUCCAGUACAGGGACAGCGAUGGGCAGGUCCAGGCAGUGCUUAUGACUGCAGACCAGCGCGAGGUUACCAUAGAGGGCCUAGAGCCUGACAGGAAAUACAAAUUUCUGCUCUAUGGGCUCUUUGGAGGAAAGCGCCUGGGCCCCGUCUCUGCCCUGGGAGUGACAGCCACAGAAGAGGACACACCAGCCAUAGUGACCCCCAGGCCUACUGAAGUGCCCCGCCUGGGGCUGUUGGCAGUGACUGAGGCAACCCCAGACUCCCUGCACCUCUCGUGGAUUGUGGCCCAGGGCCCCUUUGACUCCUUUGUGAUCCAGUAUCUGGACACAGAUGGGCAGCCCCAGGCCUUGCUCGUGGAUGGUGACCAGAACAGGGUCCUCAUCUCAGGACUGGAGCCCAGCACCUCCUAUAAGUUCUUCCUCUAUGGCCUGCAUGAAGGGAAGCGCCAGGGGCCCAUUUCUGCUGAGGGCACCACAGGGCCGGCUCCUGCUGGUCAGACCUCAGGGGACCCAGGGCCCCGCCUUUCUCAACUCUCAGUGACUGAUGUGACCACCAGUUCUCUGAGGCUCAACUGGGAGGCCCCUCUUGGGGCCUUUGACUCCUUCCUGCUCCGUUUUGGGGUCCCAUCACCCAGCACCUUGGAGCCACAUCUGCGUCCUCUGCUACAGAGGGAGCUGAUGGUACCAGGGAUGAGGCGCUCAGCUGUGCUCCGGGACCUGCGUCCGGGGACCUUGUACAGCCUUACUCUAUAUGGGUUGCGCGGCCCUCACAAGGCUGACAGCAUCCAGGGCACUGCUCGUACCCUCAGCCCAGUUCUAGAAAGCCCCCGUGACCUCCAAUUCAGCGAAAUCAGGGAGACUUCAGCCAAGGUCAACUGGGUGCCACCACCAUCCCGGGUGGACAGCUUCAAAGUUUCUUACCAACUGGCAGAUGGAGGAGAGCCACAGAGUGUGCAGGUGGAUGGUCAUUCCCAUUCCCAGAACCUCCAGGGACUGAUCCCAGGCACUCGUUAUGAGGUGACCGUGGUCUCUGUCCGUGGCUUUGAGGAGAGUGAGCCUCUCACAGGUGUCCUCACUACAGUUCCUGAUGGCCCCACCCAGCUGCGUGCUCUGAACUUGACUGAAGGAUCUGCCCUGCUGCACUGGAAGCCCCCCCACACCCCUGUGGACAAAUACAACGUCCGUGUCAUGGCCCCUGGGGCUCCACCUCUGCAGGACUCAGCACCAGGCAGUGCAGUGGACUACCCGCUGCGUGACCUCGUCCUCCACACCAACUACACUGCCACUGUGCGCGGCCUGAGGGGCCCCAACUUCACGUCCCCAGCCAGCAUCACUUUCACCACGGGGUUGAAGGCCCCCCGGGACUUGGAGGCUAAGGAUGUGACUGCCCGCACAGCCCUGCUCACUUGGACUGAGCCCCAGGCCCCACCCACAGGCUACCUGCUCAGCUUUGACACUGCUGGAGGACAGACCCAGGAGAUCCUGCUUCCGGCAGGGGUCACCUCACACCGGCUUCUUGGCCUCUUCCCCUCUACCACCUACAAUGCCCGACUCCAGGCCGUGUGGGGCGAGAGCCUAAUGCCACCUGUGUCCACCUCCUUUACCACUGGUGGGCUGCGGAUCCCUUUCCCCCGGGACUGUGGGGAGGAAAUGCAGAAUGGGGCCAGCACCUCAAGAACCACCACCAUCUUCCUGAACGGCAACCGGGAACGGCCUCUGGAUGUGUUUUGCGACAUGGAGACUGAUGGGGGCGGCUGGCUGGUGUUCCAGCGCCGCAUGGAUGGACAGACAGACUUCUGGAGAGAUUGGGAGGAGUAUGCCCAUGGUUUUGGGAACAUCUCCAGGGAGUUCUGGCUGGGCAAUGAAGCCCUGCACAGCCUGACACAGUCUGGGGACUACUCCAUGCGCGUGGACUUGCGGGCUGGGGAUGAGGCUGUGUUCGCCCAGUACGACUCUUUCCGAGUAGACUCGGCUGCUGAAAACUACCGCCUCCACCUGGAGGGCUACCAUGGCACUGCAGGGGAUUCUAUGAGCUACCACAGUGGCAGUGUCUUUUCCGCCCGUGAUCGAGACCCCAACAACCUGCUCAUCUCCUGCGCUGUCUCCUACCGAGGGGCCUGGUGGUACAGGAACUGCCACUAUGCCAACCUCAACGGGCUCUACGGGAGCACAGUGGACCACCAGGGAGUGAGCUGGUACCACUGGAAGGGCUUCGAGUUCUCAGUGCCCUUCACGGAAAUGAAGCUGAGACCAAGAAGCUACCGGUCCCCUGCCAGGGAAGGCUGAGCUGCUGCCCACCUCUUUUGCACCCCAGUAUGACUGCUGAGCACUGAGGGGUUGCGCUCAGAGAAGAACUGGGUGCUUCUACCAUCCAGCCACUCAAAGAAGCCUUCUCUGCCCGCGAUCUCACAGCACCAUGUUUACAGGGGGGGGAGGGGAAGGGUUUGUACGGUGCAAUAAAAGAGAAACUGAGG